GGCAGAGCAGCCAUUUUUGCAGGAACGGAGUCCAUGGGAAGUUUGCUGAUGUGAAGAACUUUGCCUUCUUUUUAUUUUUUUGAUAUUUUGUAUCCCCUUCCCUUUAUUUAUCAACAAUAUUGAUACAAAGUAACAAGUCUUAGAACUCUGAAGACAAUGAGCGCCAAAGAUUCCACAUCUGCCCCUGUGGAGAAGUACAAGCUGGUGGUAGUUGGAGGUGGAGGUGUGGGCAAAAGUGCAUUAACUAUUCAGUUUAUCCAGUCGUACUUUGUCUCCGACUAUGACCCCACGAUUGAAGAUUCGUACACGAAAAUCUGCUCGAUUGACGGGAAGCAAACGCGCCUGGACAUUCUGGACACCGCCGGACAAGAGGAGUUUGGUGCGAUGAGGGAACAGUACAUGCGCACAGGAGAGGGCUUCCUUCUGAUCUUCGCGAUCAAUGACAGGGGAAGCUUCAAUGAAAUCAGCAAGUUUCACACACAGAUCCUUCGCGUCAAAGACAGAGAUGAGUUCCCCAUGAUUCUGGUCGGAAACAAGGCAGAUCUGGACCUCCAGAGACAGGUGACUAAAGAAGAAGCCUUGAGUUUUGCGCGGGAAAAUCGGAUCCCUUACAUGGAGGCUUCUGCUAAGAUCCGGUUGAACGUCGAUGAAUCUUUUCAUGAACUCGUGAGAGCAAUCAGGAAAUUUCAGGAGCUGGAGAGUCCUCCUACACCCACGGUUAAUCCCAAAAAGAAAGAAUCCAAAUCCUGCCCCUGCGUGAUCCUGUAAUGCGGUUCCACGUGGAGCACAGGUGGGGCCCGAAAAAAAUAAAAAGGCACAGAAAAAACACAGUGAAAUUGUAGCAUACUCAUUGAGUAUCUACUUUGCUCCUGUUGACAGCCUUCUCCUCGGUGGCGCUCUCAUCCAAGUUCAAUCCGCAGAAACCUGGAGCCUACAUCAGAGCGACGAUUGCUUUCUUCACAUGAUCACAUGACCUGCCAGCUCCUCCCUCCGCUGACCCCACCCCUGAGGGCCAGUAACGCAUCCAAAGACAGAACAUCGCCCUGCAUCCCAGGGACAGAGCUUCUUACUACUACAGAGGAAAGGCAGUUUGCACACAAUGUAAUCAUUAUUGCUGAUGCUUCAGUGUUCCUGUAUACUGGGAUCUGCAUGUAAAUAUAUAUUCUGUAUAUAUAUUUUAUAUAUAUUUUUUGUUCUUUUAAGACUAGUAUUCCAUGAGCUGUCCGUAAGCAAGGUGCGCGUGCAUUCGAAAGACUGACGCAGGGCUUCUUGUAACACCAACUUCCGCUAUAUAUAUUAGGAAUUUUAUUGGCCCCUCCGGGAUUUAAACGCCUUACACACUAAACAAGCAUCUCAGUUUUCUGGCUCAAACCCUAAUCUAUCCUUCACCGUCAUCUUAAAAGGGGCACUGUCACCUAAAUGGUGUGAACAUAGCAUUUAGUUUUUAAUCCAAGAUUGAGCUCUUUAUAGUAUGGGCAUUUUGGGCACUCAUUCAACCGCAUUCUGAACCUUUUUAUAAAACACGCCAAGUUUUUAAUUCUGCCAGACUGAUGUAUAAAUAGUAUUAUUUGGUUUGAGUCACACUGUAAACAUCGUGUGGGUGACAACGUCCUCUUUAAACCGUAGGUUUCUGCAGAAAACUGGCCCUUGUGGACAGGUUGUUUUAUUACGCACCAUGUUAUAUCAGAACACUCAAAAGCUCAAUUUGCAAGAGCCAGUAUAUAUAUAUAUAUAUAUAUAUAUAUAUACAGGGCACAGGUAGCGCUCCAGCUGUUGCUGAACAGAAGCAUCUAUGACUCUCGGAUAGCCCGUGCUAGCUGAGGAUCAUGGGACUUGUAGUUCACCGACACAUGGAGGGCUAGUACAGGACCACAAAGUCCGUGCCAUUGCUUGGGGUGAGUUAUCUCAUAACACAGCGAACAGACUGUCUCUCUGCCAUUUGUAAUCACGGGACAAAGUAUUAAAAAGAUGUGGAAAUCGGAAAACUAAAUACAAUUUUAACACUAA
Messenger RNA from Spea bombifrons (plains spadefoot toad), 2007 nucleotides. RefSeq names its product RAS related (gene RRAS). NCBI's taxonomy places the organism in Eukaryota, Metazoa, Chordata, Amphibia, Anura, Pelobatidae. Gene Ontology annotation, biological process: signal transduction. The transcript is spliced from 6 exons. Gene Ontology annotation, molecular function: GDP binding; GTP binding; GTPase activity. The record is from RefSeq and is a predicted model, not a curated record. The coding region runs from base 157 to 768 and encodes 203 amino acids. Gene Ontology annotation, cellular component: plasma membrane.